Molecule: messenger RNA, 582 nt
Organism: Phytophthora infestans T30-4
Lineage: Eukaryota; Oomycota; Peronosporomycetes; Peronosporales; Peronosporaceae
Exons: 3
Coding region: 1-582 (193 amino acids)
Source: RefSeq, a predicted model, not a curated record
AUGGCAAGCAACGCGCAGCAAUAUGAAGCGGAUGGCGACGCGGUGAUGCAUUCGGCGCACCAACCAUACGAAGAGACCAUCCGACAGCGUUGUCUCGAGAGCAAGGAGCGACCCGAGACUGCGAUGAAGCCCGUAAAAUCGUCGAUUCACCGAAAGUUGCUGGAGGUGAUCUGUCUCUACGAGCUGCGGAAGGCAGUUGACGACGUUAGUAAUGAGGAGAUCCUCAUACUGAUCAACCAACGUAUCGGCACCGUGAAGAAUGAGCAAAUACCUGAUCUUGACGAGCUCUUCAAGAGGAAGUUGAAGAUCAACCUCGCCGAGGAUGAUAUUGACGCUCGGGUGCUGAAGUAUUAUCGAGAUUUCGCCACCAUUAUAGAGAAUAAUGGGCUGGAGAAGAUUCUCGGUGUCGGAAACCCUGAAGCACAGGGGUUUGCCGACCGCAUGAAAAUGCGCUGCAGUAUUUUGAUCGACAACCUCGAACCGAGAAUGGCCAAGAAAACGAUUUCAUGCUCUUCAAUAUCAUUAAGGAGAAGGCAAGGGCACAGCACAAGUAUCAUUUGCUGGCGAUGGAGCAGAAGGUAA